This is a messenger RNA of Racocetra persica, 223 nucleotides long. The record is from the annotation of a GenBank genome assembly. Lineage: Eukaryota; Fungi; Glomeromycota; Glomeromycetes; Diversisporales; Gigasporaceae.
AGAUUAUUAAACUUAGAUAUCUAUCCUAUAGUCCAGCAACAGUAUGACUUUCUUAAGGAUAAAUUUUUAAAUAAUUAUUUACUUAACAAAGAUAAGAAACUACAUUUGCUUAACAGACUUCAAAAGUAUCAUGACAAUUUUAAUGUAACUAAUAAAAUAGGCAAAAGAAGGCAACGUAAAAAUUGUGUAAAUUUGAUUUAUGCUGUUCAAUCUUGUGAACAUC